UCUCACGGCGGCGGGUGCAGACUUGAGUCAUCUGAAGGCUCAUAACUUUACCAAAUCGUAUAUAGCCUAUUUGCAAAUGAGCUCAAUGGCUACUCUAGUCAGUAGAAUAAGCACAAUAUAGAUAUAGUUGAAACAGGAAAAGAAAAAGAGGAACACAAAACAAUGUUUAACACAUAAGACGUAAUCGCUGUGAAGCUGUGAGAGUUACGCAUUAUAUGUGCGCACUGCUGGUGCCAGACGCGCGUUUCCAGCCCGCGCUGGUGAUGCGAUGCCCCGCAACCACAGCGGUGAUGAGGGCGGUACUGGUCUCUGGAUGAGAACCUCUCAGCAUUAUGGAAUGAAAGAUGUUGAAGCCGGUCGUGGGACGAUGAACAACGCGACCAAGACAGUCGACAGUUCGCUGUCGGCGCCCGGCACAACAGGUGCAGGAGGCUUGGAGAACCAGAGGAGUAAGCAGGGCGCCCGGCUCAGCCUGCUCGGCAAACCGCUCACCUACAGCGCGCAAAGCGGACGGAGAAACGCACGCUACAGGAAGCUCCAGAACUACCUCUACAAUGUCCUGGAGCGACCGCGUGCCUGGGCAUUUGUCUACCAUGCAUUUGUGUUCACCUUGGUGUUUGGCUGUCUGGUUAUGUCUGUGUUCUCCACCAUCCCUGCUCACAUGGAGCUCUCCAAUCACUGUCUCUUUAUACUGGAGUUUGUGAUGAUUGUUGUGUUUGGUCUGGAGUACAUCAUUCGCAUCUGGUCAGCCGGAUGCUGCUGUCGCUACAGGGGAUGGCAGGGACGACUGCGCUUCGCAAGAAAACCGUUCUGUGUCAUUGAUAUUAUUGUACUCAUUGCAUCCAUCGCUGUGGUUUCGGCUGGUAGCCAAGGCAAUAUAUUUGCCACGUCUGCACUUCGCAGUCUGCGUUUUUUACAGAUCCUGCGCAUGGUGCGCAUGGACAGGCGAGGCGGCACCUGGAAACUGCUGGGAUCUGUUGUCUACGCUCACAGCAAGGAGCUUGUGACCGCCUGGUACAUUGGCUUUCUGGUCCUGAUCUUUUCUUCAUUCCUCGUCUACUUGGUGGAGAAAGAAAUCAAUAAACAGUUUGCCACCUACGCUGAUGCUCUUUGGUGGGGUACGAUCACCCUUACCACCAUUGGAUAUGGGGAUAAGACUCCACAAACCUGGACAGGGAGGCUUCUUUCUGCAGGGUUUGCCUUGCUGGGCAUCUCCUUCUUUGCUUUGCCUGCUGGUAUUCUUGGCUCUGGUUUUGCUCUGAAGGUUCAAGAGCAGCAUAGACAGAAGCACUUUGAGAAGAGGAGAAACCCAGCGGCCAGCCUGAUACAGUGUGUGUGGCGUAGCUAUGCGGCUGAUGAGAACUCGGUUUCCAUUGCUACCUGGAAGCCUCAUUUGAAGGCGUUGCAUACCUGCAGCCCUGCAAAGAAAGACCAGGGAGAAACCAUCAGCAGUAAGGGUCAUAGUAAUAGACAGAGGCUCUUCAGGAGGUAUUCCACACGGAUAUAUAGCCAAAAGCUAAGUUUUCGGGAGCGUGUGCGCAUGGCCAGUCCUCGCGGUCAGAGCUUAAAGAGCAGGCAGAUGUCAGUGAAUGACCGCCGCUCUCCUGGUACAGAGGUGGGCGUGGAGGGCAGCAGCCCUGCCAAAGUCCAGAAGAGCUGGAGCUUUAAUGACCGAACUCGUUUUCGCCCAUCCCUCAGACUAAAGAGCCAAUCACGCACAACAACUGAAGCUGAUACCAGUCUUGGUGCAGAUGAUGCUUUCGAUGAGAAAGGAUGUCACUGCGAUGUGACUGUAGAAGAUCUGUCUGCUCCGCUUAAAGCAGUCAUCAGGGCCAUCAGGAUAAUGAAAUUCCACGUGGCCAAGAAGAAAUUUAAGGAGACUUUACGACCGUAUGAUGUGAAAGAUGUGAUUGAGCAAUACUCUGCUGGUCACCUGGAUAUGUUGUGUCGUAUCAAGAGUCUCCAGACUAGGUUGGACACUAUUGUUGGUCCACAUACCCUGAGCAGCAAAGCCAAGACCUAUUCUUCUCCCUCCCUGCCCUUGUAUUACAGCCAGGCCAAGAGAAAACAAUCUGCCUCAGGCCUAGCUACAGCCAUGGGUCCACAUCAGACACUGAGCACCAAAGCCAGGAACCUUUCCUCUCCCUCUCUACACUUGUAUUACAGCCAAAGCAAGAAGAAGAACUCUGGGGUGGAUCAGAUACUGGGAAAGGGCCAGAUAUCUGUAGAUAGGAAAGGCAGAGAGAAAAUCCUUCCAGAAGGCGAAUCUCUGGAGCAUGACAUGAGCAUGCUAGGCCGUGUCUGCAAAGUAGAGAGACAAGUGCAAUCUAUUGAGUCAAAGCUCGACUCAUUGCUGGAUAUAUACCGACAGGUGUUGCAGAAAGGAUCCUCUUCAAUGCUAGGGCUGUCUGCCUUACCGCUCUUUGAGCUGGAUCAAACCUCUGACUACCAAAGCUCUAUCCAUAGUAAAGACUUAUCCUCCUCUUCUCAACUGGCUGCUAACGGUGUAUCUCGCUCUGGCAGCAGUAACCUGCACCGUGGCCUGCAUCUUGCCCUAGCCCCCAAUGAACUUAAUAUGGGUACUGGCUACACACCUUCGAUCUCCUCCUUUUCACCUUCUCCUCUUCUGAACAAUCAGCCUUCCAGCCCUGACUGUUUUUACCCAGCUUCCCCACCUCCUAUCCUCACCCCCAACAACCUUUCCAGAAGCCAACAGCGCUUCACCGAACUGACCAGGCCUGUACCAACCGUCCAUUCCAACUCAACAACCCUUCAGCUCCCCCCUAUGGUGCGAGCGUCUCAAUGUCGGCCUACUAGCCUUAUCCCAGAAACGUUACAGGAGAGCAGGGCAGAGUGCUCAAACCCGUGCCUGCUGAGUCCCGAAACCGAGGUGCAAAUGGACACAAAAGCCGAAAAUAUCGAAAGCACGGUACAGCUGAGAGACAAGCCAGAGCGCAGCUCCAAGGAAGAGGGGUCCUGGAGGAGACAUUUAAGCAUCGAUAUCGAUCCUUUGGGACUCAUGUCUUCCACAGCAAGUGCUUCGCUAGAAGUGGAGCGUGGGCUUGGUAAGUCUCUCUCUGCUCAGAACCUUAUGCUACCAUCUGCAGCGGACUGCCAUCCCAGCCUGUCCACUCGGAGUAGCGGAAGCAGCAACAAUGAGUCCAGCGACCGGGAGCCGCUGGCCGACUGGGGGGAUACAGAGCUAUUCCUCAAUGAUAAAGAGCUGGAGACCAUGGAGGGUGAGCACUACCUCCUGCACCACCAAUAAAGUACCGACACAACCUUCUCUUCUGAGCUGCUACGGACAGGAGCCAGUGGGCCAUUUCCCACCCAGUCAGAGAUAGCCCAGAGUCCAAUAACUUGCCUCACAUAUGCUUAAAAUAAGCCCGGAGGCACUUCACUGUGGAGAAUGGACACAACCUCAUGUCCCCUGUGUGCUUUUUUCCAAAGGAAAUGGAGUGUCCAAUACACUCUACAUCUUUUUUAAAUUUCACAAAAAAUGACACGUUAUGUUUGUACGUACAUAUCAAUGCAUGGGCAAUUUGGGAAAAUAAAGAGAAUUUCUAUCAGUGGAAAACUAAGGGGGAAGAAGCAUUUAAAGUUAUGGUACUAUGAGCGCUAUUUUCAGACUUGCAUGGGAACGGCAUGUUUAAAAUCCAACAGCAAAUAGGUUUGAAAGUGUGUAUGCACCUAUAGUAAUAAGCUCUUGGUCAGCAUCAUUUUUUUACUUCUGAAUGUUUUGCAGUUCACUCAUUUGCAUCUGUUAAGAUUUUGGAAAGAAUAACAGAAAACCAGAUGUUCUUUUCCAAAACAUGUUAGGCCGUGAUACUAUGCAAACCUCAGCGGAUCACCAGGGUUUGCAAGAAAAACUUCAGAUAAAUAACCCAGACCAAAUGCAUCUUCACACUGUAGCCUACAAAGAGUUCAUGUUUUCCUAAUUUAACUAUAAGCUCAAAUAUGUAAGAGUUUAGUAACUGAAAACAGCUGAUUAGAAACAAUUUGGCUUAGAGAAGAACACAGAUUUCAGAGUUUCCGAAUUACAAAAUUGUGGCUGCUAUAGACGGUUUCAUCGGACGCACGUGUGGUGACGCGAUUACAAGUAUAAGAGGAACUUUACUUCCGGUCUCUGUUUGUUUAAAGGCCUGACUAGUUGCUAAACUGAACUCUUGAACAAAUACCUCGUCGAAAUAAUAACAAAUUGGUUUCCUAAAGAUGAGGGAAGAUGGCGAUCAUUUACUGCUAUUUAAAGGGAGGUUUGGCAGACGAUCUGGAGUUAAGAUUGUAUACAUAGUACACAUUUAGCUAAGUGUCAUUUUUGAUACAGUACGCUUUAGCUAUGAUUUGAACUAAGAUAAUCUACUUGUUGUUUAUUUAGCUUGUUAUCAGAAAUAAAAUACUCCAAAAGGAUUUGUUGUUGUUGCGGAGUUUACCGGAAGUUACGUUUGUUCCACGAAAGCCAUUUGUUUAUGUUAUUGCUGAAACCGUCUAUAAAGUAAAAUAUGAGAAAUAAAUCAAAUCCCUUUUAUUAAGACAAUGAAUCAACACUUGCAAUAUCAUAACUUGCCAUUUUAAUUCUUGAAAAUUUAGUUUUUUAUGCUUUUUAUUUGCUUUGCUACCUGCAUUGAUUUUAUAAGCAAUUAUUUUGCUGUCUCAAAUUUAAAGUCACACGGAAGUGUUUCUAUCAGAAUUGCAGCAAUAUCUAAUUUGUGUUUUAAUUUUAUAUUUGUAUUAUCUGUAGCAAUCAUAGCUAAACGUCUUAUACCUAAACCUCAGCCUUGUAACCUCUGCUUUACGUUUUUAAUUCCAUGCUUUGGAACGGUACAAUAAGUGCUUUAGCUAAAAUGCUGUCUGUAAAACUUAGAAUGUAACUUGUAUAUUGUUAUGUGUAUGUAGAAUGAUAACCACGAUUAGCUGUGUUUGUUUUGUUUUUGUUAAAAGCAUCUAAGGUGUACGUACGUUAAGGAUGUUUUCGGCACUGUACAACUGAAAGCACAACUGUUCAGAUGUGUUGAGGAAACCUGCAAAUGUGAUGUAUUGUUUUAACAUGAAUAUGCUUUAAAUAUGAUUUUUAAUCCAGACAUGGAUGAGAUGCUUAUAAUGUUUUAGAGUCAAGGCAAAUAAUAUAGGCAUUUGAAAAAAAACUGAGAAAAGAGCUGUGGAACUAAUUCAUGCUUGAAUUGCAGAUAAAGGUUGUAUAGAAAUUGUUGUCUUUUUAACACUUUAUAAUUAAUAUUAUAAUUGUUAUUAUUACUUUUCUGAACGUUUUCUUUUAUUUGUAAUUGAAUGUUUUACGGUGCCUUUUUGCAUUUUAUUAAACAUUCAUGAGACUUCUGUAUUCAUAACACCACUCUUAUCUUGAACUCUUAUUGAUACUGCAUUUAUGUUUCGAUUAUUGCACAUUCUCUGUUUGGCUGUGAACUUAAAGCGUCUGUCGGUUAAAGCAACAUUUCUUUAUUUUACCCAUAGAUCAAAUUAUUUAUUACACAGAAACUGGCCUUAAUAUACAGUUCAUGCCUGAUAACGUUCUCUGUCAUUCAGAAUAAUUUAUUUCAUCAUUGUGCACAUUACAGAGUUGAUGCUCUGGGAUUGAAAAAUGCAAAAUGAAAAUGUAUGAUCAUCAUUAAAUAAAUUAAAGACUUGAAACUUA
Molecule: messenger RNA, 5647 nt
Organism: Paramisgurnus dabryanus
Lineage: Eukaryota; Metazoa; Chordata; Actinopteri; Cypriniformes; Cobitidae
Gene: kcnq5a
Product: potassium voltage-gated channel, KQT-like subfamily, member 5a
Biological process (GO): potassium ion transmembrane transport
Cellular component (GO): voltage-gated potassium channel complex; membrane
Molecular function (GO): voltage-gated potassium channel activity
Source: RefSeq, a predicted model, not a curated record